Oldenlandia corymbosa var. corymbosa is the source of this 1801-nucleotide messenger RNA. The record is from the annotation of a GenBank genome assembly. Lineage: Eukaryota; Viridiplantae; Streptophyta; Magnoliopsida; Gentianales; Rubiaceae.
GAAUAUUUUUGCUAUGUUCCGUUAAACCCUUCCAACUCUCUCAACUGGCUAGUGGCUACUGGCUACUGCUCCGAUUCUUCCUUACCCAUUCCUGAAUUCCCCAGGCUCACGGUUGCAAGACGAGUGUCAGAUUUACUCGUUUUCGGUUGUGUUCUGUAAUGUGUUGAAGAGUUUGGAAGAGGUCCGGAAUUCGAUCAGAAAUGGUUGAAUGGUGGUGGUCCAUAGUGGGAGCUGCAGUUCCAGCCGUGGUGGCAGGGCAGGCUUUCAGGAUGAAGAAUAAGCGUGCAGAGGAGCAGAGACUAAAGAGUGCACGAGGCAGAGAGAAGAGCUCCGACGAAGUCUUUGUCUGCGAGCGCGUGUGUACUUCGAAAAGGAUGCUCAAGAAGGUUGGUUCAUUCUCUAAGGAUCCUACUCCAGAUACUUGCGUGACAGUUUGUGGUGUUUCUGAGCUUGAUGCCUGCGCUGAUGCUUGUGCUCGGACAGUCUGUGUUAAUCAGCAUCAAGUACCUAACUGGAAUGAUAUUUGUCUGAAGAGGUGUCAGAGUGAGUGUCUUAGGCUGUCUAAUUCGUCAUCCAUGUCUUGAUAGUCUGCAAAUAGUUAGUAGGUCCAAACAUUUUGCAGUAAUCACCUUUUGUUGUAGUCCUUGCUUGCACUAUGGAUCAAGAUCUGUGAUUCUGCAUUUGUUAGAGCGCUGUUAUUAUCUCCCUAAUCAUUUUGAAUUAUCUGAAAUAUCUAUAAUUUAAUGAAUUGAAACUUCAAAUCCUGGAUUUUCUGGGAUGAAGAAGGUUAAGCAUGCAUCCCCCUUUUUCGUAAGCUGGAGGAUCUCUUUUCUAGCUCAAUAAAUUGUUUUACAAAUGAUGGCAUGAGAAAAUUUCUUUGUGGUGUUUCUCAUGUGGUUAGAUGCUGGAAUCGCCACCCUGGCAUUUUGCCACAUAUAUUUUCAAGAGCCACUGUACUUUUGUGUUUUCUCCCUGGUCUUUUGUUCGAUGCUGGAUGAAACAUGUAACAGAGACCUCCAGUAGUGCGAAACAUACUGGACCUGUAGUGCAAAAUGUAUUGAGUUGGUGUGAAAUGUGAUUGUGACUUGUAAUGCUCCAAUGUUUAGCUUAUCCUAUGUUUCUUAUCUUCCUCUUUCAAGGUAUAGAUGGUUUGUUUGACAUGAAGACAAUUUAGUAUUUGUUAAUAGCACAAAGCCCUCAGCGGUGUCUUGUGUUCUCAUUAUCGUGAGAGAGGAUCAGGUUUUUGAAGAAUGGUUUCUUAGAUUAUGGCAGUUUGUUCCCUCCAUAUGUAUUUUGACUUUGAUGAAGUUGCAGAACAAUUGAAUCAGUGGUUGGCUUCGACACUAGAGAUUAUUCGACUAUGUCAAUCAUUUUCUUGGGAAUGCGAUGAACAAAAUUCUAGGAAAUCAAGGGACAUGCUCAUUUUCAAACUCCACAAGCAUUUUCUGGUUUUGGAGAUUUUUUAGUCAUCUAGCUUAUCAUAGAUAGAGCUAGCUUUUGGUCAACCCAAAGACACAGGCUGCAGGUUGAGUUGUGUGAAGGACCAAGAGGACGGGUUGAGAAUAUCAGAGAUGGUCAGUGGCUUUUGGGACACUGUUAUCCUGCAAUCAGAGUCCUUUCGUACAUUCCAACAUAAAAAUGACCAGCGGAGUCUCGACACCGAGCUCAUGGAUUACGUACAUUUGUAAACUUAGAGAUGUGUAAAGAGAAGGAUUUAAGCAGAUGGAUCAGAAAAUAAUGGAGUCCAUAGCAAUUGUCAUUGGUUUUUAUGGAAUAAAAUAACCAAGGAGUUAGCGCAAAC